Molecule: messenger RNA, 5279 nt
Organism: Cebus imitator (Panamanian white-faced capuchin)
Lineage: Eukaryota; Metazoa; Chordata; Mammalia; Primates; Cebidae
Gene: ERMP1
Product: endoplasmic reticulum metallopeptidase 1
Exons: 15
Coding region: 74-2800 (908 amino acids)
Biological process (GO): proteolysis
Molecular function (GO): metalloexopeptidase activity
Source: RefSeq, a predicted model, not a curated record
GCGCUGCGGCGGCGGCGGCAGCGGCAGCCGGGGCUGUCGCGGGCUGGGGCGGUUGGGCUGGCAGCUGAGGUUCAUGGCCAUGGAGUGGGGUUAUGAGUCGGCGGCUGUGAGGAGGCACCGCGUCGGAGGAGAGCGUCGGGAGGGACCAGCGGCCGUGCCACCGCCGGAGAGGGAGGCCCGAGCGCAGGAGCCCCUGGUGGAUGGGUGCGGCGGCGGCGGCGGCGGGAGGACGCGGAAGAGGAGCCCAGGGGGAAGCGGCAGCGCGAGCAGGAGCGCGGGGACCGGGCUGUCUGAGGCGCGCGUAGCGCUGGGGCUCGCGCUCUACCUGCUCGCGCUGCGGACGCUCGUGCAGCUCUCACUGCAGCAGCUUGUGCUGCGUGGGGCCGCUGGACACCGCGGGGAGUUCGACGCGCUGCAAGCCAGGGAUUUUCUUGAACACAUAACCUCCAUUGGUCCCAGGACUACAGGAAGUCCAGAAAAUGAAAUUCUGACAGUGCACUACCUUUUGGAACAGAUUAAACUGAUUGAAGUGCAAAGCAACAGCCUUCAUAGGAUUUCAGUAGAUGUGCAACGGCCCACAGGCUCUUUUAGCAUUGAUUUCUUGGGAGGUUUUACAAGCUAUUAUGACAACAUCACCAAUGUUGUGGUAAAGCUGGAACCCAGAGAUGGAGCCCAGCAUGCUGUCUUGGCUAACUGUCAUUUUGACUCAGUAGCAAACUCACCAGGUGCCAGCGAUGAUGCAGUUAGCUGCUCAGUGAUGCUGGAGGUCCUUCGUGUCUUGUCAACAUCUUCAGAAGCCUUACAUCAUGCUGUCAUAUUUCUCUUUAAUGGUGCUGAGGAAAAUGUCUUGCAAGCCAGUCAUGGUUUCAUUACUCAGCACCCCUGGGCUAGCUUGAUUCGUGCGUUCAUUAACCUGGAGGCAGCAGGUGUAGGAGGGAAAGAACUUGUGUUCCAAACAGGUCCUGAAAAUCCUUGGUUGGUUCAAGCUUAUGUUUCAGCAGCCAAACACCCUUUUGCUUCUGUGGUGGCUCAGGAGGUUUUUCAGAGUGGAAUAAUUCCUUCAGAUACUGACUUUCGUAUCUACAGGGAUUUUGGGAACAUCCCAGGAAUAGACUUAGCUUUUAUUGAGAAUGGAUACAUUUAUCAUACCAAGUAUGACACAGCGGACAGAAUUCUUACAGAUUCCAUUCAGAGAGCAGGUGACAACAUUUUAGCAGUUCUUAAGCAUCUAGCUACAUCUGAUAUGUUGGCUGCUGCUUCUAAGUAUCAACAUGGAAACAUGGUCUUCUUUGAUGUGCUGGGCCUAUUUGUCAUUGCCUACCCCUCUCGUAUUGGCUCAAUCAUAAACUACAUGGUAGUAAUGGCUGUUGUUUUAUACCUGGGCAAAAAAUUGUUGCAGUCCAAACAUAAGACUGGUAACUACAAGAAGGACUUCUUGUGUGGACUUGGGAUCACUGUGAUUAGCUGGUUCACUAGCCUUGUUACCGUUCUCAUUAUAGCAGUGUUCAUCUCUCUUAUUGGACAGUCUCUGUCAUGGUAUAACCACUUCUAUGUCUCCGUUUGUCUGUAUGGAACUGCAACUGUAGCCAAAAUAAUAUUUAUACAUACUCUUGCAAAAAGAUUUUAUUACGUGAAUGCCAGUGACCAGUAUCUGGGAGAAGUAUUUUUUGACGUCUCGCUGUUUGUCCAUUGCUGUUUUCUUGUAGCCCUCACUUACCAAGGACUUUGCUCGGCAUUUAUUAGUGCUGUCUGGGUAGCAUUCCCAUUGCUCACAAAGCUCUGUGUUCAUAAGGACUUUAAGCAGCAUGGUGCCCAAGGAAAAUUUUUUACUUUUUACCUUUUUGGAAUGUUUAUUCCUUAUCUUUAUGCAUUGUACCUCAUCUGGGCGGUAUUUGAGAUGUUUACUCCUAUCCUCGGGAGAAGUGGUUCCGAAAUCCCACCUGAUGUUGUGCUGGCAUCCAUUUUGGCUGGUUGUGCAAUGAUUCUCUCUUCCUAUUUUAUUAACUUCAUCUACCUUGCCAAGAGCACAAAAAAAACCUUGCUGACUUUAACUUUGGUGUGUGCAAUUACAUUCCUCCUUGUUUGCAGUGGAACAUUUUUUCCAUAUAGCUCCAAUCCUGCUAAUCCGAAGCCAAAGAGAGUGUUUCUUCAGCAUAUGACGAGAACAUUUCAUGACUUAGAAGGAAAUGCUGUUAAACGGGACUCUGGAGUAUGGAUCAAUGGGUUUGAUUAUACUGGAAUGUCUCACAUAACCCCUCACAUUCCUGAGAUCAAUGAUAGCAUCCGAGCCCACUGUGAGGAGAAUGCACCUCUUUGUGGUUUUCCUUGGUAUCUUCCAGUGCACUUUCUAAUCAGGAAAAACUGGUAUCUUCCUGCACCGGAAGUUUCUCCAAGAAAUCCUGCUCAUUUCCGACUCAUAUCCAAAGAACAGACACCUUGGGAUUCCAUAAAAUUGACUUUUGAAGCAACGGGACCAAGCCAUAUGUCCUUCUAUGUUCGAGCCCACAAAGGGUCAACACUUUCUCAGUGGUCUCUUGGCAAUGGCACCCCAGUCACAAGUAAAGGAGGAGACUACUUUGUCUUUUACUCCCAUGGACUCAAGGCCUCUGCAUGGCAGUUCUGGAUAGAAGUGCAGGUCUCUGAAGAACAUCCCGAAGGAAUGGUCACUGUGGCCAUUGCUGCCCACUAUCUAUCUGGGGAAGACAAGAGAUCCCCUCAGCUGGAUGCUCUGAAGGAGAAGUUUCCAGAUUGGACAUUUCCCUCUGCCUGGGUGUGCACCUACGACCUCUUUGUGUUUUAAUCCUGUGGAUGAGCUCUAAGUACAUGCCCAGUGGAUACACCAUGUGACAUGGUUUCUCCCUAUGUUAUGUGGAUGUUUGUAAUGUAAGUCAAUGAAUUUUAAUGAGCAUAUGUUCAAAGAGCUUUCUGGGUUAACACUUUUCAGGGCCAAGCACUAUAAGGGUUAAGCUGUGGCACAAUGAUGCAUGGCCUGUUGACACUUGAAAAUGCAUUUUCUGGCAUGUAAGCACAUGUGGGUACUGCCACUACACACACGUUAUUUUAUGUGAUCUUAAGGACAAAAGCCAACAAACCACUUCAAUAGCCGCCCCUUUAGGAUCAAGAAAGAAGUACACUGUCAGACAAUCGUUAAUGAGAUAAAAGUGGUUUCCAAUUUAAGCCCCAAGACCAUUUGUCGUAUUAGUAGAUGGUUGGUGAAAUAUCACUCACUGGGGUAAUGAUUCCCCUUGAGACUGUAACUCUGUGUGGGUCACUGAAGUGAUUGCCGUAGGGCUGGGGGAGAAGCAUUGCACUAUUGAGGACGUAGCCUGUGCUUAGCUGUUUCUUCAGGCAGCCUCUCGAGUGUGCUUUGUGUCUCUAUACUGAGGCCUGGACCCCAAGCUGAGCUGGUGACUCACUGUCCUGACAAGUGGACACUCAGAUACAUUGCUAUGCUGUUUUCCUCUGAAACAUGUCUGUUACCUCUCUCCAUCUUACCAAUUUGAAAACAAGAAUAUUUGGCCAUAUAGCCCUCUCGUUUUUGUAGGUUCUUUUGGUUCCGAAUAUUGUGUGUGCAAGUAUGUGACCUUAACUUACUUCCUCAGAGCACUGACCUGCCACCUGGGCUAUUCUGGGGUAGAAGGCAGCCUGGGAGUAGUGGGCAUUUUAUAAAUAUUUAUUCUUUUGUUUCAUACGAGUCUUGUGUUAUACAAGCUUAAUCCUUUAUGGCAUAAUCUUAUGUCUUCUUGUCUUCCAGCCAGUUGAAUAGAUUUUCUCAGUAACUUACUAUCCAGCAGGCUGGCUUUCCUGAGACUUGAGGUUGUGGCUUAUACUGGAGUAAGACCGCUGUACCUGUAGGUGGUUCAGAUCCUGCAUAAUGGCAGCAUGAGGACUUAAAGGUGGUUUUCAUUUUGAAGAUGGCUGUGUAGCUUGUAAGGUAUAUCAUAGCAGUACCUCUCAUGGCUUUUUUGGUCCAGCAGUGAGGGGGUUCAUGAGAUCAGUGGUAAACUGUGCAAGCUUUCAUUUUACCAUUAGGAAAUGUAAAAUGUUGGAAGGCACAGUUAAAACAAAAAGGGGUAGCUAGAUUUAUCUUGGAUGAUGGAGGAAAUGAGAGAGGAAUGCUCUUGAAAGGUGGCCUGUGGAUCUAUUUGAAUAGAAAGAGCACAGUAAGUGUGCAAUGCAGGAGGAAAACGUCUUUAGGCUGCUUGUCUAAUGUGUAUGAUGUGCUUUUAAAAUCCUGCUCCUCCUUGCCUGCCCAAUCUGUGACUCCCUAAAAACUAACUGGGGCCAUGUAAAUAGCAGGGCUGCAGCCAGAGCUGAAUGAUAACACGUUGGGCUGUCACAUGCAUCAGCACUGCACACUGGAGUCAUUGCUUUUUCUGGACUUUGUAGAAAUCGGUCUCAAGUGCUUCAAGAGUAUGGCUCUUGCUACUUUUAUCUGUCAGGUAGCAUAUAAGGUUUGUAGGGUUUAUAUCUUGUACAGAAUCACAGUUGUGGAGAAAAAGUAAUAAUCUUUCAAUGAAUUUAAAAUAUAGGCCUAUUUUGCAUCCCCAUGCUUAAUCUGAUACAAUUAGUGUUCCCUGUGAUUUACAUCCACUUUGGAAAGGAUGCCUUUACUGUUGUUCAGUAAUAAAUCACUGUUUUUCUUUUGCCUUUGGGUUAUUUCCCUGUGUAAACCAUUGUCUUUGUUUUGGUUUUCUUUAGCAUUAUGAAGCUUUGGUAUUGUACAAGGUCAAUAAUAAGAUGCUCACACUAGUCUCAGGGCUUGUGUAACAUUCUGGGAGGUUGUUUUAAUGCCAGAAAUGGUCAAGUAAUUAUCGAAAGUAUUUAUGGCUCUGUUAAGCACACAGUCUGUCACAUUGGAAGAUGCUGAGAUUAAAUUUUUUCUUAAAGAAUAUCUGAUCAUUUCAUUUCUAAAAGAGUCUUUUCAAGCUGGAACACAGUCACUAACAAAUGCAUUAUUUUCUGCAGAAUUUAAAUGUUAGUAGUACAGUACUGCUUAUUCAGGGAAAAUGUGUGAAGAAUUAUGAUUUCACAGUAGUUCGUUCUUGUGUUUGACCUAAGAAUGACUGUCAAAUGAAGUGUUUGUUUCUACAGUUUAGUAUAUACAAACAAGCAUGAUAGGAUUCUUAAAGAUAUUACUACUGAGGGAGCCACAAGCCAGCCUGCUGACUCAGGAAGCUGUAGGAGUGUUUGUCAAUUUCUUAUCACUGGUUUACUGACUUACUGAGGAUUAAUUAAUUGUUGCCUUACAAUGUUACUGAAAUAAACUUUUUAAUAUA